Molecule: messenger RNA, 1161 nt
Organism: Daphnia magna
Lineage: Eukaryota; Metazoa; Arthropoda; Branchiopoda; Diplostraca; Daphniidae
Product: 60S ribosomal protein L3-like
Biological process (GO): translation; ribosomal large subunit assembly
Cellular component (GO): ribosome; cytosolic large ribosomal subunit
Molecular function (GO): structural constituent of ribosome; RNA binding
Source: RefSeq, a predicted model, not a curated record
AUGAAUCUAAUUGGUACAAGUCUACGAAGGAGGCUUUUUCUAAAGGAGCAAGGAAAUAGCAAGGUGAUUUGGGGAGGAAGUGAUUCGCGUCAUUGCGCACACCCAGAUGAAAAGGAAGAGGAACAAUACGGCAAAGUGGAUUGGGCGCGUGAGUACUUGGAAAAAGCUGUUCCAAUUACAUCCAGCUUCGCUCAAGAUGAGAUGAUAGACGUUAUUGGUAUUACUAAAGGAAAAGGAUUUAAGGGUGUUACAUCACGUUGGCAUACUCGUAAGCUUCCUCGCAAGCUUCCUCGCAAGCUUCCUCGCAAAACUCAUAAGGGUCUCCGGGAGGUUGCUUGUAUUGGCGCCUGGCAUCCGUCUCGUGUCCAAUAUACUGUUGCCCGUGUCGGUCAGAAGGAGUACCAUCACUGCACAGAAAUGAACAAGAUUUACCGCAUUGGAAAGGGAAUUCAUACGCGAAAGGGCAAUGUUAUCAAGAACAAUGCGUCACCCGAGUACGACCUGACGGACAAGUCCAUCGCUCCUAUGGGCGGUUUCCCCCACUAUGGCGAAGUCAAUAAUGACUUUAUGAUAAAGGGGCGCUGUAUGGGGCUAAAGAAACGUGUGAUUAAACUUCGCAAGGUCUUGGUCACGAGUGCGGAACGUGUUGCUCUCGAAAAGAUCGAGCUCCAGUUUAGGGAUACUAUCGCCGCUCACAAGUGAGAAAAGAUUUACCGCAUUGGAAAGAAUUCAUACGUGGAAGGGCAAGGUUAUUAAGAACAAUGCGUCUACCGAGUACCUGUCUACCGUCUACCUGACGGACAAGUUCAUCACUCCUGUGGACGGUUUCUCUGCUAUGGCGAAGUCAAUGGCUUCGUUAUGGUAAAGGAGUGUUAUAAGAGGCUAAAGAAAUGUGAUCAUACUUCGCAAGGCUUUUGUCACGAGAACGAAAUUUGCCGCUCUUGAAAAGAUUGGGUUGAAGUUCAUCGAUAGAUCUUCGAAGUUUGGGCAUGGAGGAUUUUAGACGCCAGCUGAUAAAGCACAAUUUAUGGGACAAACUAGGAAAUCGAAGACUCCGGUGGCGGUUACUACUGCAACUCUGGAUGUGUUAAGGCAUAAUCGUUCAAAGUGAUAUGUGUGUAUAUAUAGGAUUGUUGAAUAUAUAAUGAACGUUGUUUGCAA